Marchantia polymorpha subsp. ruderalis is the source of this 638-nucleotide messenger RNA. The record is from the annotation of a GenBank genome assembly. Lineage: Eukaryota; Viridiplantae; Streptophyta; Marchantiopsida; Marchantiales; Marchantiaceae.
CGUUCCUUCCCGACAUUGAGAAAAUGUUUUCUUGACAAAUUGAACAACACUCAUCAAAAUGAUGAGCAACACGGUAGCUUGAACCAGGGCAGUGGUGUUAGCCAAGAUCAAAGGGCCCACACAACAACGGUGUCCAUGGUGGCUUUCAGCAAGCUCCAGGCUUGAGAGACGUGAAGAUGAAGAAGAGAAAAACUUACCUGAAGGGACACGUCUCUUACCAGCUUCUUCGAGCAUUAUCACAGGAAGAUACUCUGAGCACUCACUUCGGGAUUACGCUGCUCGAAUCCGGCAGCUGGUGUGGUGUCCUCUGUGUUUCCGCCGGGUUCGUUUCGACUUGCGGCUUCGUAUCCGGCAAAAAUCAAUACUGUGCUUACUUGCAGGAGACAAGCGGAGGCAUUUGCUGAACUUCGGAUCGACAAGCAUGGGACUGUCUAUCAGGAGGCACAACUCAACUGCUGAGAAACAGGACGGGUCUUUACUAUACUUCUGUUGCAGCCACGUAUGACAAUGAACCGUGCACUUGGUAGGUCAGGUGUGCCGAUAUGCAUGUACAAUUACGGAACGUAAUGCCCAUGUGCAUUCCGUGUUCUCUUGUUGGUUAUUAAAUUUAAGGAAAUUAUUGGAAAUUAUUGACGAUC